This is a messenger RNA of Haemonchus placei, 534 nucleotides long. The record is from the annotation of a GenBank genome assembly. NCBI's taxonomy places the organism in Eukaryota, Metazoa, Nematoda, Chromadorea, Rhabditida, Trichostrongylidae.
AUGUCGACUCCUACUCCGGUGACUACAACAAACCAGCAGAGGACUAUGAUGAUGAUAACUGCUGGGAUUUGUGUUCUCACUGGCAUCAUGUUAUACCUGCACUACAAAGAAAUUACGAUAUGCGACUUAAUAGGAGGUUGCUUUGUUAACAAACAGCAAACAGGAAGAAGUAAAAGGCAUCAUGAUAAUAGUGACAGCACGAGUAACGGUUCCUCAUCAUCGCGAAGAAAAACACGAAAGCACAAAAAGAAGAAGAAAAGGAAAAGAAAAGAAGUGCCUUCACCCAUUCCAGAUGAAGAAUCAGGCCCGGUGUCACUUCGAUCUGAUCGCAUAGAAGAACUGGAUGUGGAAAUGCACGAUGCCCACAAUGGAUCGGCCACAACAUCGUCGACUUCUUCUGUUUCCAACAUGCAACACAACGCCAGCACUGGUGUUAAUAGCAGCCCUACCACUCCAAGAAUAUCGACACCAGCUCCACCAUUACGGAAAACUAAAAGAGACACCGACCGUUCAUCAGCGAUGCAGAAACAGUAG